Messenger RNA from Leptopilina boulardi, 3016 nucleotides. Its product is annotated as Kv channel-interacting protein 1. Lineage: Eukaryota; Metazoa; Arthropoda; Insecta; Hymenoptera; Figitidae. The transcript has 6 exons. The record is from RefSeq and is a predicted model, not a curated record. Bases 147 to 665 code for a protein of 172 amino acids. Gene Ontology annotation, molecular function: calcium ion binding.
UACUAAAUAAUCUGAAUCCUCCAUUUUUGUAACUUUCUGGUAUAUUCAUGCGACACAAAUCAAAACAAAAGAACAACUAGUCGAAAACUGUGUGUGUUUACCUUCAUUUGACAUUGUGGAAAAAAAAUGUAAAUACCAAAGCAAAUAUGCGGAUAUACAUACAUUAUACAGACGUCGUUUUACUGAAGACAGCUCUGGAGUGCCCCGAAGGAGUGGUUCACGAGGAUUCGUUUAAGGACAUCUAUGCUAAGUUUUUUCCACAUGGAAACUCCAGCUUCUACGCCCAUUACGUGUUCAAAGCUUUUGACGUAAACUGCAAUGGCGCCAUCAGCUUCAGGGACCUUCUAGUAACCCUUUCCACACUUCUACGAGGAAGUGUCUAUGAGAAAUUAAGAUGGACUUUUAAAUUGUACGAUAUCAAUGGCGAUGGUUGUAUAACGAGGAGUGAACUUGGUGAAUUAGUGAAUGCAAUUCACGAAUUAAUGGGUAGAAGACAUCAUCUACUUGCUGAGGAUGAGAAAAGAGCGAGGGAUCAACUCGAUCGAGUAUUCCGGAAGUUAGACCUAAAUCAAGACGGUAUCAUAACUAUCGAGGAAUUUAUUGAAAGCUGCCUCAAAGACGAUGUGAUCACACGAUCGUUGACGAUGUUUGACUCCGAGCUUUGAUCUCCGCCUAAAAUCUCACCAUCCACACAAGAUGUAAUACCCACGAUAAUUUCUACAAUUAACGGUAACGAUUCAUCGACAUGGUCUUUCUCGUCUUCAACUUCACCAUCGCCACCCUGUUACACUUUGCUGCCAUAUGUCACGUCAGCUGUCUCAUCUCCAAUUUGUACAACAACAAAUCAUGACCAACAAAUUUAUUUCCUACUCACUGCUCAUUGCUGGAAUCAAUCGGAAAAGGAUUUAUUUUGCUGAAAUUUCAAUCUCAACGCUGCUAAACGUGCCACGUGAAAAACAAAAUUCAAGUAUUCCACUCUUUAAAUUUCUCUUAAUUUAAUAUUUCUUUUCUAUUUUGACAAAUAUUUAAAACGAAAUACUGCUCAAGAAUUAGCCACACAUUCGAUUCGAAAACUAAUAUAAAAAAAAAAGAAAAAACAAAGCAUCGAAACAAAAAAAAAAAUGGGGGAUAAAAAGAGACUUAAAAGCCAGAGAGAAAUGGAAAAAAGGAGAAAAACAAAGUUUCUUUUUCUCCUGGUUAAAAGAGCUUUACAAAAAUUCAUUCGGUUUCUUCUUUUUUGAAUUUACUUUUUUAAAAAACGUCUGGCAGAGUCUAUUUCUAAAAACUAUUCCAACUAAAAUAUAUACAAAUUUGUUUUUUCAAAUUCAUACAAAUUUAACGAUAAGGAAAAUUUUUGCCUUUUUGUAAAUACAUAUAAUAACAAAAAAUGGGAAAUUCGGUUUCCAACACGAAAGUGAAAUUUUUAUUCCUCGUGAAAACAGGAACUUGAUGCAAAUCUAUUUAAAUCUUUAAUAUUAAGAAAAAUCAGUCUUUAUAACAAAUUUUCAUAUUAUAUUCUACUACGUUGUUGGAUUUUGGGGGAUAAAAAAAAAAGAAAAGAAAACGAGUACACAAUUUUCGAAAAUUCUAUUUGGAAUCUUUUUUUAAAAAAAGUCCAUAUGCCAAAAAAGAAAAAUCUGUCCAAUAACAAACAAAUGACAAAAAAAAUAUUGAUAUGAAAUUAUUCCCUAAAAUUAAAAUUAUAAAAAAAAUUAACACAUAAACAAAAUGAUAAUUCUUAAAAAAAUUUUUUUAGAAAAAUGUUUAUUGUUUUUUAAAAAUAGUUUAUCAUUCUCUUGCCUCGUUGACAAUCUUGAGCCGUUUGGCCCUUGAAACAUGGGAAAAGUAAUGAAAGCACAUUUUUAAUUAAAUACGUUUCGAGAAAUACGAGCAGUCGAUAAAAUCUUUAAAUGAAGAUCUAUUAUUAACGUUUGUAGACAGAAUUUCAAAUGAAUAUUCCCGAGGGAAUCACAAUUUUCGAUUAAACAAAACAUUUAUGCGGUAUUAUUUCACAAAAGUUAAAAAAAGAAAUCUCUUCGCUUUUCUUAAUUCAAUCUCAAAACUGUAUUCGAGUGUUUUUUUUUUGUUAUUUUUUUAAUCGAAAUUCUCUGGUCUAAUUAUUAUAACCCAAGUGCUGAGAAAUAUAAUGUACAGAAUCGUGUGUGUAAAAAAUUUAAAGACUUACAACAUUGGGUCGUAAUUUUUUAAAUCAAUAAUAUUAAAGAGAAAAAAAUUUCAUAAAAGUAAAAAAAAGGUAUGUACUGUUUAAAGUAAUCACUUUCAUCGACAUUCCUCCGAAGGAAUGCAAAACGAAAAAAAAAACAAAUACGUAAAAGACAGAUUUCCGUUUAACGAUUCAUUUCUCAAAUUUUUUAAAGACUCAUCUUCAAAUUAGAUGGAAAAACAAAAUAAUUAAUUAAGACUAAUUAAUUACAAAUAAUUAAUUAAUUUCUUAUAAAAUAAUUAAUUAUUAGCAAUUGAUUAAUUUAAAAUUAAUUAAAUAUACGAUUGCAAUCCUUGAUAAAAAAAAAAACAAAGGCAAUCUUUGGGCAAUCUUUAAUAACAAAGCAACGAAAAUUGGGAGCAGUAUUUGUUGCUAGUUUGCAAUUAAAAAAAAGAAGGAAAAAAAUAACUCAUUUAGAGGAAAAACAGUGUAAACAAAAUAAGUACAAUUUUAAUUACGUUAUUAUAUUUAUAUAUAUACACGUAAUGUUGGAGAUUUACCCAGUGUCGGAUUAAGGAUGAGAAGUUCAAGUGAAAUGCCAAAGCUUGAUACCUACCUCAUAUAUUUAUGAAAAUUAUGCACGUGACUUUGAAUGAAGAAAUAAUAUUAUUUAAUCAUUGAAAAAUUUAUUUUUUGCUAUUUUUUUUUGUCUAAUUUUAAUUCAAAACUAUUUAUGAUAGAUAAUUUAUAAUUUAUAAGUAAUUUCUUAUUAAAUUAAAAAUAAGUAAUUUUUAUUAUUAAUUCAUAACUGUUAAUUAAUAUUAUUUAUAACUAAUUUAUUGUUAUAUAUAA